GUUCUCAUAGCCCCUGCACUCCCCCCACCCCUCAGUGGCCUUCCUGCCCAGUCUGGAGAGGCAGCCAGAGCGGGCAAUGGGUUCCCGUUGUGCCAAGCUCAGCACAGGCCACAGCCGGGGCCACGAAUCGUCCAUGAAGAAACUCGUGGCCUGCGUGAGUCAGGAUAACUUCUCCUUGUCAUCUGAGGGUGAGGAAGAGGAGGAGGGAGAGGAGGAGGAGGAGGAGGAGGAGGAGGAAGAAGAAGAAGAGCUCCCGGUACAGGGCAAGGUGCUGCUGAUGGAAUCUGAGCGGCAGGAGGAGGAGAGCACUGAAGAAGAUCCUGUGGCCCAGCAGAGCCCCAAGCCUGAGCAGACGCGCUCCUGACCCAGGACGGUGGCCCAAGGAGAGGGGCUUGCCACUGCUCCAGCGAGAAGAACUUUCAGAAAAGAGUCAAUAAAAAGUCUCCGAGGGCUUUAGCUCUC
This is a messenger RNA of Lutra lutra (Eurasian river otter), 462 nucleotides long. RefSeq names its product protamine 3 (gene PRM3). The transcript has a single exon. Gene Ontology annotation, biological process: flagellated sperm motility. The record is from RefSeq and is a predicted model, not a curated record. NCBI's taxonomy places the organism in Eukaryota, Metazoa, Chordata, Mammalia, Carnivora, Mustelidae. The coding region runs from base 77 to 364 and encodes 95 amino acids. Gene Ontology annotation, cellular component: cytoplasm.